AUGAGAACGUCGUGUGAGGGAAAGGGCGUUGGAGCAGCCAAGAGAAAGAGGAAGAGCAAGACGCAAAGGCAGACGUUUCAGACUCGGACGACGAAGAGAAUGAAGGCAACAAACACACCUAGAAGAAGGAGAAGUAGUGGAGUGCAUGAAGAAGCACAAGAAGAUGACAUUCUCACUCAAUUUGGUGCUUAUGGCCACAUCAAGAACUUGCAUCUCAAUCUUGAUCGUCGCACUGGAUUUCUUAAGGGGUAUGCGCUAAUAGAAUAUGAGAGCUUUGUGGCAGCUCAUGCAGCUAUAUCUGGAAUGAACGGGGCUAAACUUUUCUUCCGGACCAUUUCCGUUAACUGGGCUUUCAGCACUGGUCCUUUCAAAGGGAGGAGCCUAGCUCUUAGCCUAACUUGUCAUUCGACACACAUCAUUCAAGGAGCCCAAGGAGACACCAAGCCUAGCACUGGAAGACAGGCAAAUGGAGUUAUAUAA
Dovyalis caffra is the source of this 480-nucleotide messenger RNA. The record is from the annotation of a GenBank genome assembly. NCBI's taxonomy places the organism in Eukaryota, Viridiplantae, Streptophyta, Magnoliopsida, Malpighiales, Salicaceae.